This is a messenger RNA of Coniophora puteana RWD-64-598 SS2, 1570 nucleotides long. RefSeq lists its product as uncharacterized. Lineage: Eukaryota; Fungi; Basidiomycota; Agaricomycetes; Boletales; Coniophoraceae. The record is from RefSeq and is a predicted model, not a curated record. The coding region runs from base 446 to 1570 and encodes 374 amino acids. The transcript is spliced from 6 exons.
AGAGUAGGCUCUCAAACAGCCGUCAAAGGGGAGAAGGGCUAGUUGUGGCCGCGCGGAGUUUGUUUGACCUCAGUCUUUCAGACACCGAUUAGAACUCACGCUGUGACGAUUAGCCGCCGGUGAAAUCUCCGACUCCAAGUCCUCUUGUCGUCCUCUCAGUGGCCGGUCACCCUAUCAGAUAUGGAAGCUGACAUGGCGCAGGGACUUAUCAUAAUCGCAGCAAGUAUAAUCCAAUCAUACGUCGAGAUGAAGAGUACGAAGGAUAGACCAGGGGCAAGAAAGAGUUCGUUAUCAGGCCGGAUGAGAGCAAUGCCCGACUUUUCUGUUUGUUCAGGGACAUUGUUACACGAUAUGACUGAGCUCCUUGUUGUCAAAGAACGUUCUCUUACUUGACAUAACUUUAACGCUCACGGCGGGGUAGAUUGCAGCGUUUAGAACGUUCCGCAUGACUAAGCGUCUUACCUUGGAACGUUCUCUCUUCGUCUUUCGUAGGUCUGAUUCUAACACAAUAGCCACUACCAGGAGAUCAAAACGUAUAAAAGCGUGCUCAUCGCGCUGGCUACCCCUCAGAAGCAAGAACCGCAUUCACAGUCUUCACUCGCAAUCUUUCAACUCUACAACACUUACUCCCUCAACCAUGCCUUCUGCCAUCUCCAACGACACGCUCAAGAACAUCUCUCACCUCAUCGGCAUCCCCAAGGAGAAGCUCGAGGCACUCCCGAAGGACACCCUCGAAAAGUCCGUCAUCGGAUUCGAACACGCCAGACACGCAAAGGACGUCGCCUUCAACGCUAACGUCUCCACCCUCAAGGCCGCCAAGGUCGCUCUGACCGUCACCAACUUCUACACCGCGACCAUCGGUGUGACCAUCACCGACUUCGCCGAUAGCGUGCCGACGCCUGCAGGCAUCGACGGCACCGGCUCCGUUGGGUCGCGGCCCGACAUCGAGGGCGACCUAGUGUUCAAGCAGGGCGUGACCGAGGACGACUUCCUGUCGAAGACGAACAAGGCGGAUGUCGAUGUCAGCGCGGAGGGGAUCGCUGUAGUGUUGUUCUACCAGAACAGCGGGUCUGGGAUCACGCCGGACAACUACCUUGGCAAGUUCUCUGCUACGGAUCUGAAUGGCACGGGCAGCUUCACUGGGUCUGCUUCGGUCACCUGGAACAGGACGGGUGGUCCGAAGCCUGUGGGCCCGAAGGCGGGCACUGCGACAGUGAACAUCACGAGCUACUCCGACGCGACCAUCACCAUCUACGUCACCAGCUUCGCGAAGACGGUGCCGGCCCCCGCGAAGGUGAACGGAACGGGCUCGAACGGGACACGCACCGUCAGCGGGAACCUGACGAUCGUGUCGGGCAAGACGGAAUCGGACUUCAUCUCGAAUGCGAAUGCGGCGGAGGUGACGCUGCUGUCGAGCGGGGAGUUGACUGUGAAGGUGUAUGAGAACCAGGGCUCUGGGAUCACAGCCGCGAAUAUCUUGGGCACGUUCAGCGGGACGGACCUGCAUGGCACGGGUAACUUCACUGGGAGCGCGAGCCAACUUACCUGGACUUCGACUGAUGAUUAUUAG